GAACCCCUCUUGUGAAGAACUAUAAGUCACAUGACACAUUGAAGCGGAAGUGCUUGUUGGCUGUUGUUAUGCUAAAGCUAACAGCUAGCUUCUACUGUCAGCUAUACAUGCCCUCUUGUUGUUGUUGUUGACAGGCUAACAACAUCGAUGGUCAGGAUGACCCAGAAGCACUGCCUGGAGGGCCAGGUGUAUUCGGUGCCUCUCAUCCAGCCGGACCUGAGGCGAGAGGAAGCUGUUCAUCAGAUCGCCGAUGCAUUAUUCUACCUGGAGACCAUCUCAACGGAUAUUUUCAGCAGGGUGUCUGACAGUGUCGAGAACAAACGCCGCAAUCUGCAGAGUGUCACCGACCGCAUCCGACUUGUCCAGGCGCGCGUGGACAGGAUCAAGGGCAGCAAAAAAGCCACCAAGGUUUUUUCCAGUGCCAAGUACCCAGCCCCGGACAGACUCCAGGACUACUCCUCUAUUUUCACCGGAGCCGCUGACCCCUCGCUGCAAGCCCACCCUCGACCCAGGAUACAGAACAAACUUCGACCUUUUGAUGAGAAGACUUUACAGGAGAAGUUGGUAUACUUCCCGGUGUGCGUGGCCAACAAGAAGAAGUCUGAAGACGAGACACAGGAGGGGCUGGGCAGUCUGCCACGUAACAUCUCCUCCGUCAGCUCGCUGCUGCUUUUCAACACCACCGAGAACCUGUACAAGAAGUAUGUCUUCCUCGAUCCUCUGGCGGGCGCCGUGACGAAGACGCACACCACCAUAGAAACUGAGAAGGCGGAGAAGCCUUUUGAUGCUCCUCUGUCCAUCACUAAGAGAGAACAGCUGGAGAGACUGACAGCAGAGAACUAUUUCUACGUACCAGACUUGGGGCAGGUGCCCGAGAUCGACGUGCCGUCGUACCUGCCAGACCUGCCGGGCAUCGCAGAUGACUUGUCCUACAGCGCCGACCUGGGGCCCGGCUUUGCGCCAUCAGGACCCUUGCACAUCAUACCAGAGCUGCCCUCUUUCUCGGAGGAGUGCGGCACAGAAGGUUUCCAAGCGAAUGUUCCUCCUCCCCCUCCUCACCCGCCGCCACCACCACCUCCUGCUUCUGAACCUACACUCGUAGCAGGACCGCCGCCUCCUCCUCCGCCGCCCCCUCCUCCUCCUCCACCUGCGCCUGCACAAAUGUCCACAGAGGGUUCCAGAGUUGCUAACUCAGGGCCGGUGUCAGGCGCCCCCAGCGAGGUGGUUCAGCCCUCAGACGGCCGGGCCAGCCUCCUGGAGUCCAUCCGCAACGCCGGGGGCAUCGGCAAGGCCAAUUUACGCAACAUCAAGGAGCGCAAGAUGGAGAAGAAGAAACAGAAGGAGCAGGAACAAGUUGGAGCAGUGUCAAGCGGCGGCGACUUCAUGUCUGAUCUUUUCAACAAGCUGGCCAUGCGCAGGAAAGGUAUUUCUGGCAAGGUUCCUACAGGCGGAGAGUCAACCGACGCUCCCAGCGGAGCCGGUGGCGCCUUUGCCAGAAUGUCCGACGUCAUCCCACCACUCCCCAACCCUCACGCCACCACAGACGACGACGACUGGGAGGUGUGAGGCUGCGGUUGGCCGACCAUUUCAUGCACUGACAAUAAAAAUGAGAAGUUUUUCAUAACGCCGUACUGGUGAAUGUAGGAAGUAUAAGGCAGCACUUGAUUGGAAAAUGGUGGAAAAUGGCAGAACGAGGUUAAAGGCCUAGUGAAAUUAGAUUUUCUUAUUUAAACGGGGAUAGCAGGUUCAUUCUAUGUGUCAUACUUGAUCAUUUCGCGAUAUUGUCGAUAUUUUUGCUGAAAGGAUUUAGUAGAGAACAUUCACGGUAAAGUUCGCAACUUUCGGUGCUAAGUCAAAAGCCCUGCCUCUACCGGAAGUCGCAGACGAUAGCAUCGCAUGUUGAUGGCUCCUCACAUAUUCACAUUGUUUAUAAUGGGAGCCUCCAACAAAAAGUGCUAUUCGGACUGAGACAACGACAAUUUCCCCAUUAAUUUGAGCGAGGAUGAUAGAUUCGUGUUUGAGGAUAUUGAUAGCGACGGACUUGAAAAAAAAAAUGCGAUUGGGACGGAUUCUGAUGUUUUUAGACACAUUUAAUAGGAUAAUUCUGGGAAAUCCCUUAUCUUUCUAUUGUGUUGCUAGUGUUUUAGUGAGUUAAAUAGUACCUGAUAGUCGGAAGGGUGUCUCCACGGGUGUCUUGACGCGCAUUGUCUCAGGGGAGUCGACAGCAGCUGCAUGGACGACACAAGCUCAGCUUUUCUCCGGUAAGAAGCGACUUUUUAACCACAAUUUUCUCACCGAAACCUGCGGGUUGACAUUCCGUCUUGAUCCAUGUUCGCUUGACCGCGCUCUGAUCCAUAGUAAAGUUUCACCUCCAGGAUUUUUAAACAAGGAAUCACCGUGUGUUUGUGUGGCUAAAGGCUAAAGCUUCCCAACUCCAUCUUUCUACUGUGACUUUUCCAAUAUUAAUUGAACAAAUUGCAAAAGAUUCAGCAACACAGAUCUCCAAAAUACUGUGUAAUUAUGCCGUUAAAGCAGACGACUUUUAGCUGUGUGUGUGUGCAGCGCUCAUACUUCCUAAAAACCCGUGACGUCUUGCGUACACGUCAUCAUUACACGACGUUUCCAGGAUGAAACUCCCGGGAAAUUUAAAAUUUUAAUUUAGUAAACUAAAAAGGCCGUAUUGGCAUGUGUUGCAAUGUUAAUGUUUCAUCAUUGAUAUAUAAACUAUCAGACUGCGUGGUGGGUUUCAGUAGGCCUUUAAUAGUUGCGUGCUGAAUUUCCCCCAGGGAUCAAUAAAGUACUUUCUAUUCUA
Messenger RNA from Nerophis ophidion (straightnose pipefish), 2812 nucleotides. It is a transcript of the gene wash1, whose product is annotated as WAS protein family homolog 1. Bases 148 to 1566 code for a protein of 472 amino acids. Gene Ontology annotation, cellular component: recycling endosome; early endosome; WASH complex. Gene Ontology annotation, molecular function: gamma-tubulin binding; alpha-tubulin binding. The transcript is spliced from 11 exons. The record is from RefSeq and is a predicted model, not a curated record. Gene Ontology annotation, biological process: retrograde transport, endosome to Golgi; endocytic recycling; exocytosis. Lineage: Eukaryota; Metazoa; Chordata; Actinopteri; Syngnathiformes; Syngnathidae.